Messenger RNA from Oncorhynchus mykiss (rainbow trout), 463 nucleotides. The record is from RefSeq and is a predicted model, not a curated record. Lineage: Eukaryota; Metazoa; Chordata; Actinopteri; Salmoniformes; Salmonidae.
AAACGCUGAAAUGGCUGGCAGUAAGGCAGGAAAAGACAGUGGUAAGGCCAAGGCGAAAGCUGUGUCACGCUCCCAGAGAGCUGGACAGCAGUUUCCAGUGGGGCGUAUCCACAGGCACUUAAAGACCCGCACUACCAGCCACAGACGUGUCGGAGCCACAGCGGCUGUAUAUAGUGCUGCCAUCCUUGAGUAUCUCACCGCUGAGGUACUAGAGUUGGCUGGUAAUGCCUCUAAAGAUCUGAAGGUAAAGCGUAUCACUCCCCGCCACUUGCAGCUCGCUAUCCGUGGAGACGAGGAGUUGGACUCCCUCGUCAAGGCCACCAUAGCUGGAGGCGGUGUGAUCCCCCACAUCCACAAGUCCCUGAUUGGGAAGAAGGGCCAGCAGAAGACUGCAUAGAGUAGACAGACGCCAUCUUGUUGAUCGGAACUGUGGAGGCGUGUGUUCGGACUGGACUCUGUUCGA